This is a messenger RNA of Cynara cardunculus var. scolymus (artichoke), 448 nucleotides long. RefSeq lists its product as uncharacterized. The transcript has a single exon. Lineage: Eukaryota; Viridiplantae; Streptophyta; Magnoliopsida; Asterales; Asteraceae. The coding region runs from base 31 to 297 and encodes 88 amino acids. The record is from RefSeq and is a predicted model, not a curated record.
GAGGUUUCAAGAUAGAAGAUAUCAUCAGAGAUGAGCUACCUAAACCGUGUUUGGAUGACCGCCGGUGUUGCCAUCGUCAACGGCCACACCGAUCAAGGCAAUAAACUAAAGUCAAGCGUCAAAUCCUUCCAGCAAGGCAAGAAAGCCUUCAGUUCCUCCAGUGCCGGCGCCGAUCCGGCUGAUUUCCGUCCGUUAUCUGGUGUGGUAGGUUCUGAAGUCGGUGGAGAAGAGAGGAUGAAGCAGUCGGAUGAUUCUCUCCGGCAAGUGAUGUACUUGAACUGCUGGGGACCAAGCUAAUAGAGUAAUCGGAGACAUGCGACGGUGAUCGGAGUUUUCUCGGUUGAUGAGGAAUCGAUGAUGUGAGUUGACUUAGUUGUAAAAUUAGAGAGGGGGUGUAAUUGUAAUAGUUAUACAAGUUUUGGAACAAGAAUGUAAAUAUCAAUUUGCC